GACCAGCCAUUAGGUUGCCUUCGAAGCGUCACGAUGAUUUUUAGAAAGGCCAAACGGCGUCGUUUGAAGCGCCAACCCCUCCUUAAUCCCCCGACCAGUCUUCGGAAACGAUACGCCUUCAUCAAUCGAAACUCUUCUCCUCUUCGUUCUACAUUGCUUACCGUCGUCGGAUACCUUCAAGAACUACCACACAUCUCUUUGCCAUGGAGAACACCGGAGCAAGUAGCGGGUUCGAGUACAAGAGAAGAAGAAUUCUAACCCAAACACAAAGGGAGGAGAUGGAGAAUGAAAACCAGAUUUCUGCUGAGGUAACUCCAUCUGUGGAGGGUCAAUCGUUCCUGGAUGCUUCGGAAAUUAAGGUUCCAGCGUUGGCUUGCACCAUUGAUAUUGAUAAAAUACCUGGAAUGAAGUUAACCCUGAAAUCUUCUUUGGGGGAGUUCCAGAAUCUGAUGGGCGAAGGACUUGGAGAUCAUCCAGAAGUUCUUGAUUUGUUUAGGGAGAGCACCCCUUUUUCUCAUUUUUUGGAUGUUGAGUCGGACGGGAGGAAGAAAAAGAAAGCCGAUGAGCUCUUAUCUAAGCCGCCAACUAAAGCAGAUCUUUUGGAAUUUAAGAGCUUCAUCGUAAAAGCAAUUAAAGAUGACCGCCCUGUACAAUGCUACCUCGCCCAGUACAAGGAGAUUCAGGAUUUUGUGAAAACGUUCUGGACUGACCUUAUCACUCCAGGUUUUUGGGUAGGGGAUACUCAUCUGAGUGAGUACCUUUACGUCCUGAGAAGACGUUUAUGCAAUGACGAUGGAGACUCAUGCAUUGCGCCUUUUGAAUUCAACAAUUACGUGAACUCUUAUGAGCAUGACCCAGAAUGGCCUGUUUUGUCUGGAUCCCUUGAAAAGAUUGUGGAUGGUACAUACAGCGAGGGGCCGGAAGCAUUUAAAACCAAAUCCUGGAAAAAGAACACUAAGUACGUAUAUUAUUUGAAAGGCACGAGUUCACAUUGGUUCUGUAUCAAGGCUGACUUUGAGAGGUGCCGCCUCGUCGUGCUUGACUCCCUUAAGAGGAUAACUUCGAUUGAGACGAUGGCUAGUUUGCUGAUAGAUGAUCUUAGAGGGUUUAAAGGCAUUGCUGGAAUUAGAGAAAUCGGCAAGCACGGAUAUGCCGAUUGGGAAAUCGAAUACUGCACAGUACCCCAACAGAUUGAUUGUGACUGUGGCAUCUUCGCGGUAAAAAUUGGAGUGGAGUGGAGAAUGGUUGAUUCUGUGUUGUUUCCUUGUGGAAAACACGAGAUAAUGCAGAAGAUGCCGUGGAGCAUCUUCUGCAGUAAUGGAUAAAACGGAUAAUGGUAUACGAGAUAACCAUUAUGACCGUUUUGCCUUAUCGAGAUAACCAUUAGGACCGUUUUACAAAAUUGAGUAAAACCAUUACGAAAGAGAGGUGAGAAGUUUUGAUGAUUGUAAAGAAAUAGGCUUGUAAAAU
Messenger RNA from Cuscuta campestris, 1470 nucleotides. The record is from the annotation of a GenBank genome assembly. Lineage: Eukaryota; Viridiplantae; Streptophyta; Magnoliopsida; Solanales; Convolvulaceae.